AUGGUGGUUGCUGGCCCUGGUGGUGGUGGAGGUAUCGGUGGUUUGGCUGACAUGAAGGGCCUAACCGUGCAGGUCCUCACGGGCCGGUGGUUCAUGGUUUUCGCAUCAUUUCUAAUCAUGUCAGCUGCCGGUGCAACCUAUAUGUUUGCACUCUACUCCCCUGACAUAAAAGAUGCCUUAGGUUAUGAUCAAAGCACCCUUAAUUUGCUCAGCUUCUUCAAAGAUGUAGGUUCCAAUGUUGGUAUCCUUUCUGGCUUAAUCAAUGAGGUCACUCCUCCAUGGGUGGUUCUAUCAAUGGGGGCAGUCUUGAAUUUUUUUGGUUACUUCAUGAUAUGGCUUGCUGUGACCAAAAAAAUUACUGGAGUCCAAGUGUGGCAUAUGUGCUUAUACAUAUGUAUAGGUGCAAAUUCUCAAUCUUUUGCCAACACUGGCUCUCUCGUUACUUGUGUCAAGAAUUUCCCUGAAAGCCGUGGGAGUGUGCUUGGGAUCUUGAAGGGUUAUGUUGGUCUUAGUGGUGCAAUUAUAACUCAGUUAUUCCAUGCUUUUUACGGAGAUGAUUCAAAGGCUUUGAUUUUGCUCAUAGGUUGGCUUCCUGCUGCCAUCUCUUUUGCCUUCUUGCGUACCAUUCGAAUCGUGAAGGUAACUCGCCACCCGAAUGAGCUCAAAGUUUUUUACAAUUUUCUCUAUAUUUCUCUUGGCCUUGCUGGGUUUUUGAUGAUCAUGAUCAUCCUAGAGAAAACGCUUAAUUUUACUCGAGGUGAAUAUGAUGUCAGUGCUGCCAUGGUGAUUUUCUUGCUCUUUUUGCCAAUUGCUGUUGUUAUUGUAGAAGAAUACAAGAUUUGGCAGAGCAAAAAACAAGCCUUGAAUGACCCUUCGCCACUGAAUAUUGUCACUGAAAAACCACCUCCAAGCCAAGAAAUUCCUGCCCCGUCUCUGCCCCCACCAUCUUCUUCUAGCGAUCAAAAAUUAGUCACCGCAGACAAGGACGACAAUGUUUCUUGUUGGAAAACUGUUUUUAGACCACCAAAUAGAGGAGAUGAUUUCACCAUACUACAAGCUCUUUUUAGCAUCGACAUGCUCGUCCUCUUCUUUGCCACAAUUUGUGGUGUUGGUGGCACAUUAACGGCUAUAGACAACUUGGGUCAGAUUGGAACUUCUCUAGGGUACCCUAAAAAAAGCACAAGCACUUUUGUGUCAUUGGUGAGCAUCUGGAAUUAUCUUGGUCGAGUUGUUGCCGGUUUUGGCUCUGAACAUGCUUUGAAAAAGUACAAAUUUCCUCGUCCUGUGAUGCUCACUCUAACCCUCCUACUUUCCUGCGUUGGUCACCUCCUAAUUGCCUUCAAUGUUCCUGGUGGUCUUUAUGUGGCCUCGGUAAUCAUUGGUUUUUGUUUUGGUGCUCAAUGGCCAUUACUCUUUGCCAUCAUCUCAGAACUAUUUGGGCUCAAGUACUACGCUACUCUCUACAAUUUUGGGGCUGUGGCUAGUCCUGUUGGGUUAUAUCUACUCAACGUGAAACUCACAGGCCAUUUAUAUGAUAAAGAGGCUAGAAAGCAAUUGGCAGCAAAGGGACUCAAAAGAAAGCAUGGUGACGCCCUAGAUUGCAUUGGCACCGAUUGCUUCAGGCUGUCCUUUAUUAUUAUUACAGCUGCAACGUUGUUUGGUACCAUUGUUUCAUUAAUUUUGGUGCACAGGACUAAAAAGUUCUAUAGAAGUGACAUCUACAAGAAGUUCCGAGAGGCGGCACAGGAAACCGAGACUGAAAUGGCAGUGACCGGAAAUGGUGUCGGACCGACAGAAACAAAGAAUGGAUAG
Messenger RNA from Dovyalis caffra, 1812 nucleotides. The record is from the annotation of a GenBank genome assembly. NCBI's taxonomy places the organism in Eukaryota, Viridiplantae, Streptophyta, Magnoliopsida, Malpighiales, Salicaceae.